Symbiodinium sp. CCMP2456 is the source of this 479-nucleotide messenger RNA. NCBI's taxonomy places the organism in Eukaryota, Dinophyceae, Suessiales, Symbiodiniaceae. The record is from the annotation of a GenBank genome assembly.
AUGGGGGAGUGGACUGGUGGGGGCUGGUAUAUCCAGAAUGAUGGAGUGAUGGGUGGCAGGUCCAGCGGUACUCUGGAGCUUGCAGAUUCUGGAGCCAUCUUUGAGGGAAGUAUCAAUCUCAAUGGAGGAGGCUUUGCGUCUUUUCGACGAAGCUUUGCUGCGAGAGAUCUGACUUCCUACGCUGGACUUUGGGUGGAGCUCGACACUUUGCCCGAGGACAGCAUUGUUCCACUGGCGAUUCAUGUCGCGCUGAACGACGCCAGCAGGUACAAUGAUUUCGGGGCUGCGAUUGCUCUCCCUCCUGGACCUGAGGGUUCCACCUUCUCGGCUUUCCUCCCCUUCUCCUGGUUCGCGAAGCAGACGCGGUGGUCUUGCGGAUCUUGCUCUCUGGACGUUAGUCGUGUUACCGGCUUGAGGGUGAUGAUACUGUAUCAGGAAGGGCCUUUCAAGUUCCAUCUGCGCAAGGUUCACGCCGUUCC